Molecule: messenger RNA, 4527 nt
Organism: Chelmon rostratus (copperband butterflyfish)
Lineage: Eukaryota; Metazoa; Chordata; Actinopteri; Chaetodontiformes; Chaetodontidae
Product: CCR4-NOT transcription complex subunit 2-like
Exons: 15
Coding region: 57-1715 (552 amino acids)
Biological process (GO): regulation of stem cell population maintenance; nuclear-transcribed mRNA poly(A) tail shortening; regulation of DNA-templated transcription
Cellular component (GO): CCR4-NOT core complex; P-body
Source: RefSeq, a predicted model, not a curated record
AUGACGGCCAUCUUGGAUUGUAGCGGGGAAGAAAGAUUGAUGCGGUGACACGCGGUAUGUUUGGUGCUAACCGGAAGAAGUUUAUGGAGGGAGGGGUAGAGAGCGACUAUGCGGAUGACUCCAGCCUCUACUACACCCAACAGUCCAUGUUCCCUCCACACCGUGCUGACAAGGAUAUGUUGGCGUCUUCCUCUGCUUCCUCAACGGGUCAGCUGUCACAGCUAGGAGCCAGUUUAUAUGGCCCGCAGAGUGCUUUGGGGUUUCCCCUGAGGAGUAUGAACAGCAGCGCAGCACCUCAGUUAAGUCGAAGUGGGUUGAACCAGUCUGCCAGCCAGCUCCCCAGUCAUGCCAGUACACCCAGCACUGGCACAAUGCACACGCCUCCCUCGCCGAGCAGGGGUAUCUUGCCGAUGAGCAGCCGGAGCGUGCUGAACCACAGCCAACAGGUGGGGGGUCCGACGGGGCAGACGGGUGGGAUGGUGGGAGGAGUAGGAGGAGAGAGGGGAGGCGGCGGUGUGGGAGCAGGGAGGAGCAGCAGCAUGGGGAGUCCCAGCCGGUCGUCACCCAGCAUCAUCGGCAUGCCCAAACAGCAGCAGGCACGGCAGCCUUUCACUAUUAACAGUAUGUCAGGGUUUGGGGUGAACAGGAAUCCAGGCUUCAACAUGAACAACUCCCUAUCCAACAACAUCUUUAAUGGCACAGACGGCAGUGAGAACGUGACGGGCUUGGACCUGUCAGAUUUCCCGGCUUUAGCAGACCGGAGUCGGAGGGAUGGAGGCUCGAAUCCCACCCCCCUGCUCAACCCGCUGGCUGGUCGGGCUCCUUACGUUGGCAUGGUAACGAAGCCGUCCAGUGAACAGUCGCAGGACUUCUCCAUCCAUAAUGAAGAUUUCCCAGCUCUCCCUGGGCCCAACUACCAAACAAAAGACCCCACCAGCACCAACGAAGACAGCAAAACAGAGUAUUUUUUCCCUCCGUUUCUGUCAAAUCAGAAUCUGAACACAUCAGGAAAGCCCACCUCUAACUCAGAUGGUCCAAAGUUCCCCGGCGAUAAAAGCUCUGCGCCUAGCAACAACAACCAGCAGAAGAAAGGGAUUCAGGUGCUUCCUGAUGGGCGUGUGACCAACAUCCCAGUUGGCAUGGUAACGGACCAGUUUGGGAUGAUCGGCUUGCUGACGUUCAUCCGGGCAGCAGAGACGGACCCCGGCAUGGUCCACCUGGCGCUGGGCUCCGACCUCACCACACUCGGCCUCAACCUCAACUCACCUGAGAAUCUCUAUCCUAAGUUUGCGUCUCCCUGGGCGUCGGCUCCGUGUCGACCGCAGGACAUCGACUUCCACGUCCCCUCAGAGUAUUUAACCAACAUCCACAUAAGGGACAAGUUAGCAGCUAUCAAGUUGUCUCGAUAUGGUGAAGAUCUGCUGUUUUAUCUCUACUAUAUGAACGGAGGAGAUCUACUACAACUCCUGGCUGCAGUAGAACUGUUUAACAGGGACUGGAGGUACCAUAAAGAGGAGCGGGUUUGGAUCACCCGGGCUCCAGGUAUGGAGCCCACGCUGAAGACCAACGCCUACGAGAGAGGGACCUACUACUUCUUUGACUGCCUCAACUGGAGGAAGGUGGCCAAGGAGUUUCAUCUGGAAUAUGACAAACUAGAAGAGAGACCUCAUGUUCCCUCCACAUUCAACUACAAUCCUGCCCAGCAGGCCUUCUGAUUGGCUCUACCUCCUCCUGCCUGCCUGCCAUUGGCCCUCCUGGCUCGUCAGUCAUCACCCCUCUAGGUUUUUCCACCUCCACACACUCAAAGUGAAUCUGGCCAAUAAGGACUUGGGACGGGAGAGGACGUCCUGGCUCCCGCUCUCCCAAACACUGAAUAGACUUUUCUGAUUUUUCUUUGUUCUUUACCUCAUUUUCUUUCUUUCUUUCUGUUUUUUUUUUUUUAUUUUAUUUCCCACCCGCCUCCAUGACUUUGGUUUGGUCGGCCUGUUAUGUGGAGCACAGACAGCACAGCACGACACACGGCGACACAAGCACUGUAAAUAACUGUCCAUCUGAUCGAGUGAUUCAUGUUUCUAUUCAGUCUUAAGAAUUGACUAUUUUUGUCUAGAGAAGCUUUUAAGAAGAACCAGAUUUUAACACAGAAUAAAAUCACCUGUCAGGAUGGAUAAUUAUUUCACACACUGUGUCACACCUCGGACCUUUGGCAGGAACUGAAGCUAUUUAUCGUCUUUAUUUUCACCAGGUUUUCCAGCAUUACCAAUCAGAACACACACAUCAGCAGACAGCCGAGAGUCAGGAGAGGAAAUGCAAUGUACAUUGUAGCACUAUUUCAUAAUAAAAGAAGAAAAAAUAUCUUUUUUUUGUUUGUUGAAGUUAAUGUGGCGACACCUGAAGGUUAUCCUGAAGCUUAGCAGCCAGACGCACUGACACACAGACAGAUGGAAGUCUCUCUGGGAGGGAUGUGUUCGACAUUUCUGUUUUAUAUCCUCAUUUAUUCUCCUCUUAAAUUCAAACUCUGGCUUUAUUCUGUUUUUUCCUCACAUAGUCGUCAAAUCCUGUGUGCAGAUCUAAAUACUCUCAAUAAUUUACUAAAACAGCAGCGAACACGUCAAAACAAGAGGAAGUCAUGUCAAGUCAUGUUUGCUGGGGACUAUUUUCAGUGGCGGAUGAAUACACAUUUUGUGCUCCAGCCUCUGGCCUCAGGCCGCCUCCUCUGAUUCAUCCAGUUUUCAAAUUAUUAUCAAUUAAUCUGCUGAUUAUUUUUUCAAUCAAUCAUUUCUUCUAAAAAUGUCAGAAAAUAGUGCAAACAGAGAAAAACAGCAAAUUCUCAUAUUAGAGAAGAGUGAACCAAUGAACGUUUGGCAUUUUUAAUUGAUGAAUCAAUUACUAAAAUAGUUGCUGAUUACAUUUUCUGUUGAUUGAUUAUUCUAAAGUCCCAUAAAUGUCAUAUUCUUAAAUGAAUCCACACGUGUAGAGAUAACUCUUUAACUUUACAUCUUUUAACUUUAAUUUUCUAGAAAUGAAUAUCUACGCUUCAGAAGGAAGGAUUGAAGCUGGUUGCUGCUGCAGAAAUAAUUUGAGAAAAUACUUUAAACAAAUUAUUUAAACAGGAAAAAGUCUAAAUUCCCUCUGUGGUUGAUUGUUUCAGUCUGUCAGUGUGGCUCACUGAUGUGUUUUAAUGGAUCUCAGUUAUUGUCAGGAGACGUUUUCAGUGUUAGUUUGAAUCCUGCACACGAGAUUUAAUGAAAAGAAGGAAAAAACAGAGUAACACCAGACCACAACUGAACACAAAAACACGUUUAGAUUUAGAAAAAUGUGGGUUUCUCUCCACGUUCUGCCACAGUUUGGUGGAAUAAACAGUUAAAAUGUGAGCUCAUCCCUCUCACAGUGACCCGUUUCCUAGUUUCCACCAUCUUCCUUUUCUUAUUGUUUUUUAUUCCGACAUCUCAGCUCCCUCUGUCUGCCAGCGGAGCCCCCCGUGUCUUCACUUUUAAUAUUCAUUUUAAGUUCUAUUUUUCUGUCACCUCCCACAUUUAUUGGCAGUCGUCUAUUCUCCGCCCUGCAACAGUCGAACCAAUCAGAGGGCUGGAGUGACCUCUCAGGAUCAUUCAGGAAGGAAUACACUCGUUCACUUUCUCUCUGAGAGCUGGAUUUCCAGAAUGACGCCACACUCAAGUCUGUACGCUCUAUACGACGCUACGGCUGGGAGACCGUUAGCUUAGCUUAGCAUGAAGACGACUUGGCAUUUUUACACUUUCGUUUUUGUACAAAAAAACCAACGAGAUACACGGCCACAUGCUAAUUAGCUUUAACGGUCCCUUUGGACAGAGCCGAGCUAGCUGUUUCCAUUCUUUAUGCUAAGCUAAGUUAGCCGGCUGCUGGCGGUAGCUUCAUAUUUAUUGUGUGGACAUGAUAAAGGGUUCAAUCUUCUCAUCUAAUUCUCUGCAAGAAAGCGAAUGUCUGUUUCCCAGAAUGUGGAACAUUUCCUUUUAAGGUCGUUGCCGCUACAUCGAAGUCAAAAUGAACCAACAGAGGCCCAGUUCUUACACUAAAUGUCAUAAUUUUUAGCUUUUAAUUUCCUCCAGGAGGCACCAAUGUCCAGGUGUGUAUAUGUAUUUAAAUAUAUACACAUACAGACAUGGCAGUAUUUUUAAGAAAAAGAGGAAAAACUAAAAAGUGAGUCGUGUCUGAAGCGAGGAGACCCUCCGUCUGCUGGCCGCUAGUAAACCAUGCAAUACUAGACUUCCCGUUACCACGGAAACCACCAUGGAGACGGUUUACAGGGGACCACAUCUGACUCCGCCCACACCAACAGCCGCAGCGACUUCGGUUGCCAUGACUACAGGGCCCAGUUCACACUGCAGCAGCAAAGCCAAGGACACGCCCACAGACCCAUGUGACCUGCUCGGGAUGAUUUGAUUGGAGGAUGAGGACUGAGGCACUUGGCCGUUGGCUGUUUUAUUAAAUAUGGCAGCUAGUGUUUUAAUAGGAAAAAGAAUAAAAUAAAUAUUCUGGUAAUGAAACUGA